AUGGCAAUGUUACCCUUACAUGAUACUAUGAAGAAAAUACUAGAAAAAGACAAUUAUUUGUCAGAGAUGUUGGCCGAAAUAAAGAAACCAAAAGAUAGCCAUAAUUUUACAAACAUUGUUCAAAGUUCAUUAUGGAAGAAAAAAUGUGAAUUAUAUCCUGAAAAAGUGUUAAUACCUUACUUUCUGUUUAUUGAUGAUUUAGAAUUAAAUAAUCCAUUGGGCUCUCAUGCAUCCAAAGAUUCCAUUUUCAUAUAUGAAGAUGUUGCAGCAGAUGCCGUUAAACGUCUUAGGUACGAGAAUGUAGAUGCAAGUGAGUUAAAUGAGCUAUGGCAACUAUCUUCUUCUAGCAGACUGGAAAAAAUUGUCAAUGAUUGUUUAAGUUUAUCAGAUAUUUUUAAGCUUUGGCCAGAGUAUAAGAAGCCAACGGGAUACAGACUAAUUGAUUUAGAUUUUAAACAUUUGUAUUCAUCUGCUAACGAUAUUCUUGAUAUCUUUGAGCCGAAAAUGAAAAAAUUGUACGACUUCUUUUCUAAGCCAAAUACUUUGAAAGAUUCCAAUUGUAGUGUGCUUCUAAAAAAGCUAACCGACGAUGUUGUUGCUAAAGGAGACACGUCCUAUAUUUUCACAACUCUUUGGUGUCUUCAUGAAUAUUUAUUUCCAACUGGGCGCGUGGUACAAAAAGACAACACCGGCAAAAAAAUAACACGAAGAUUUACUAUAAAAGACUCACAAGAGUCGGUAUGCUUCGUUGGCCAAAGCGUGCAACAAUUGGAACAAUUCAUCUCUUUUCAAAAAAGUCGAAACCUAAAUAUUUAG
Teleopsis dalmanni is the source of this 816-nucleotide messenger RNA. RefSeq lists its product as uncharacterized. NCBI's taxonomy places the organism in Eukaryota, Metazoa, Arthropoda, Insecta, Diptera, Diopsidae. The record is from RefSeq and is a predicted model, not a curated record. Bases 1 to 816 code for a protein of 271 amino acids. The transcript is spliced from 5 exons.